Molecule: messenger RNA, 6028 nt
Organism: Xenopus laevis (African clawed frog)
Lineage: Eukaryota; Metazoa; Chordata; Amphibia; Anura; Pipidae
Gene: hipk1.L
Product: homeodomain interacting protein kinase 1 L homeolog
Biological process (GO): intrinsic apoptotic signaling pathway in response to DNA damage by p53 class mediator; smoothened signaling pathway
Cellular component (GO): PML body; nucleus; cytoplasm
Molecular function (GO): kinase activity; nucleotide binding; protein kinase activity
Source: RefSeq, marked provisional
ACGCCUGCGUGGGCUAUUCACGCUUCCAUUUGUUGGGUCUGAGCGUCGGUCGUGAAAGGUUCAGUGCUUCUCUGUUCCUCCCAGUGUAACCCCCUUACACCCUUCCUUCCCCCUCUUCACCCCCGGCUACCGCUCCAACUGGUCCGGCAUUGUGUCUCUGUAUAUAGCCAAGAAGUCGCCGGGCCCUGGUGACGGAGACCGGGGGAGGAGAGGGAGCGGGCGUCACGUUCUCUACAAAGCCAGACCUACAGACUGGGCCUGAGCGCGGAAGAGAAGUGCUCUUGUUCGAGGGGAAACUCGACGGCUUUAGGACGGAAGUAUUUGUCUGCCCCGGGCUCGGGACGGUGCUGCCCGAAGGUGGGGAGCAGAGGAAGCAGGUUUCCUCCCCGGGGUUUGAUGAUGAACCCGCGGUGGGGAUCCGGCACGUCCCAGGCAGCUCCUCUCACCAGCGGCUGAUCUUCCCAACACACCAGCGGUAUGGCAUCACAGCUGCAGGUGUUCUCCCCUUCUUCAGUAUCGUCCAGUGCCUUUUGCAGUGCAAAGAAACUCAAAGUUGAGCCUUCUGGCUGGGAUGUUACAGGACAGGGUAGCAGCAACAAGUAUUACGCGCGCACCAAAAACCUCCCAGUUGCUCAAAGACACGCAAGUUCAUCUCACCAGGUAGCUGGUUUCAGUCUAUCUGCCUACGAACCCAAUCUCCUAAUCCAUGCAGCAGCUGCUGAGCACAUUGUGGUAACAGCUGCAGACAGCACAGACAGUGGCCCCACCACUUCUCUCCAGAACAGCCAAAUCUUAACCCAUAGAAGCAACGUUCCUUUGCUGGACCCUUACCAAAAAUGUGGACUGAAAAGAAAAAGUGAGGAGGUAGACAGCAACGGUAGUGUACAGAUUAUUGAUGAACGGCCACCUCUGAUGCUGCAAAACAGAACCGUGGUGGGUGCUGCUGCCACGACCACCACUGUAACCACUAAAAGUAGCAGUUCCAGUGGCGAAGGAGACUAUCAACUGGUCCAACAUGAAAUUCUUUGUUCCAUGACAAACAGCUAUGAGGUGUUAGAAUUUCUGGGAAGAGGAACGUUUGGUCAGGUGGCAAAAUGCUGGAAGCGGAGCACCAAGGAGAUUGUAGCCAUCAAAAUAUUAAAAAAUCACCCUUCCUAUGCUAGGCAAGGGCAAAUUGAAGUGAGCAUCCUGUCUCGCUUGAGCAGUGAAAAUGCAGAUGAGUACAACUUUGUGCGUUCGUACGAGUGCUUCCAGCACAAGAAUCACACUUGCCUUGUUUUUGAGAUGCUGGAGCAGAAUCUUUAUGACUUUCUGAAACAGAACAAGUUCAGUCCACUACCACUGAAAUAUAUCCGACCCAUCCUUCAGCAGGUAGCCACUGCUUUAAUGAAGCUUAAAAGCUUGGGCCUAAUUCAUGCUGAUUUGAAACCUGAAAACAUUAUGCUUGUGGACCCAGUGCGUCAGCCAUACAGGGUGAAAGUUAUAGACUUUGGAUCUGCAAGCCACGUAUCAAAAGCAGUGUGUUCCACUUACUUGCAGUCUCGUUACUACAGAGCCCCUGAAAUCAUUCUUGGUUUACCGUUCUGUGAAGCGAUUGAUAUGUGGUCAUUAGGGUGUGUCAUAGCAGAACUGUUUCUUGGAUGGCCUCUGUACCCGGGAGCAUCAGAAUACGAUCAAAUUCGAUACAUAUCCCAGACUCAAGGCCUUCCAGCUGAAUACCUUCUGAGUGCGGGAACAAAGACCUCCAGAUUUUUCAAUAGAAAUCCAGACCUGGGCUACUCUUUGUGGAGGCUAAAGGCUCCAGAUGAACAUGAAAUGGAAACUGGAAUAAAAUCGAAAGAGGCACGAAAGUAUAUCUUUAAUUGCUUGGAUGACAUGGCUCAGGUGAAUAUGUCUACAGAUUUAGAGGGCACAGAUAUGUUGGCUGAGAAAGCAGACAGGAGGGAAUAUAUUGACUUGUUGAACAAAAUGUUAACCAUUGAUGCAGAUAAGAGGAUAACUCCACUGAAAACCUUAAACCAUCCCUUUGUCACUAUGACACACCUACUGGAUUUCCCACAUAGCAACCAUGUGAAGUCCUGUUUUCAGAAUAUGGAGAUAUGUAAGAGAAGAAGUAAUAUGUAUGAUACCGUGAAUCAGAUCAAGAGUCCAUUUACAACUCAUGUUGCUCCUAACACAAGCACAAACUUGACUAUGAGCUUCAACAACCAGCUUAACAGUGUGCACAAUCAGGCUAGUGUUCUGGCUUCAAGCUCGACUGCUGCAGCUACUCUUUCCCUUGCCAACUCUGAUGUCUCGCUGCUUAACUAUCAGUCAGCAUUAUACCCACCAGCUGCUGGUCCAGUUACAGGAGUUACUCAGCAAAGUGUCUCUCUGCAGCCUGGAACAACUCAGCUGUGCACUCAAACUGAUCCAUUCCAACAGACGUUCAUUGUCUGCCCUCCAGCUUUUCAAGCUGCUGGACUUCAAGCAACAACCAAGCAUUCCGGGUUUCCAGUUCGAAUGGACAAUAGUGUUCCCAUUGUUCCACAAGCUCCAGCUGCCCAGCCACUCCAGAUCCAAUCUGGAGUUCUAACACAGCAGGCAUGGCCUGGCGGAACACAGCAGAUAUUGCUGCCCUCUACUUGGCAGCAGCUUCCUGGUGUAGCAUUGCACAACUCUGUUCAGCCAACCGCCAUGAUUCCAGAGACAAUUGGGAAUAACCAGCAGCUUACAGACUGGAGAAAUGCACAUUCCCAUGGGAAUCAGUAUAGCACACUGAUGCAGCAACCUUCUUUAUUGGCCAACCACGUGACUUUGGCAGCAGCCCAGCCCUUGAAUGUUGGAGUGGCUCAUGUAGUUCGUCAGCAACAGAAUAGCAACACAUCAACAAAGAAAAACAAGCAACAGGCAUCCCAAAGCAGUUCAAAGGGUCUCUUAUCCUUGGAUGUUGUCCCGUCACAAAUUUAUUCACUGGUUGGAAACAGCCCAUUUCAGGCCUCCUCUUCAUACAACCCACUUCUCCCUCUCCAAGAACGACAGCCUAUCAUUAUUCCAGAUACGCCCAGCCCUCCAGUCAGUGUUAUAACCAUCCGUAGUGAUACUGAUGAAGAGGAGGAUACAAAGUAUAAACCAACAAACUCUGGAAUGAAGCUGCGAUCCAAUGUUAUCAGCUAUGUCACUGUCAAUGACUCUCCUGAUUCAGAUUCAUCAGUGAGCAGCCCUUACCCGGCAGAUCACCACUCUUCAGUUAAUGCACUGACUGGUGUGUUUGGUAUUUCAAAUAGCCGAGCAGCUCACAGCCAGAGUUCAAACUCGCGUACAAUCAUUGUGCCACCACUGAAAAGUCAAAUGAAUGACUGCCCAUUGGAUACCCAGCUAACAGGUGUUCUAAGCGGUGCUGCCAAGAUAACUAAAACCUGUACUGCUACAAACGGACAAUCAUCAAGCAGCUGCAUCACACAAAGUAUGUAUCGCUCACAUCGCAUGCUGAAUGGAGUACAGCCGCUCAACCUCAGCCAGAACCAGCAGUCAUCCAUGAUGGGAACCCAGGAGAGAAGCAUGAACCCCAGUUCUCGAAGGCAGCAGGCUUAUGUGGCUCCUCUCCCUCCAAUCUCUCAGGCACCGUUCACCUUCCAGCACAGCAGCCCCUUACAUUCCACUGUGCAUCCUCAUCUUGCAGCAGCCGCUUCGGCUACCAGCCAUCUGACAAGCCAGCCUCACAUGUACACAUAUGCUCCUACCACUGCUGCGUCUCUGGGGUCAACUACAUCAAUAGCUCAUCUGUUUUCCCCUCAGGGUUCCUCGAGGCAUACAACAUUUGCCACUCACCCUAGCACACUGGUCCAUCAAGUCCCUGUCAGCGUGGGACCCAGCCUGCUGACCUCUGCCAAUGUGGCUUCUGCACAAUACCCUCACCAAUUUGCCACUCAGUCGUAUAUUGGUGCCUCCAGGGGUUCUGCAAUAUACACUGGAUAUCCUCUUAGUCCAACCAACAUCAACCAAUACUCCUAUCUAUAGUUCAUAAUCGACAGGCUUUUUCCAGGAUUGACUGUUACCUGGCAGAAUUCCCAUGAAGCAAGCCUGAAUGAAAAGGGGCUUCUCUCCAUUACUAUUGACUGCAUUGUAGUAGUCACAUAAGCUUUGUUCAGUGUUAAUAUUUUCUGUGGUUUCAUGUAUCUCUGACUUUAGAGCAUCCUCAUUCAUUGCUAAAUCAUAGUUUGGGACUGGAUUAAUUUAGGGUCCUGUUUUCUUGCAGAUGAUUAUAUGCCAUGUAAGCAACUUUUUUUUAAAAUUUAUAUAGAAUUUUAACAAUUCUGCUUAGCAGUGAAAAGUCAGUCCUAUAGCUUGGUAGUAUUUUAGGUAUUUGCAUUUAUUGGUUGGAGUCAAUAAUUUCUUUCACUCAUUUAUAUCUGGUAAUUUUUAGGGAUGGGCGAAUAUGACCCGUUUCGGUUCGCCAAAAAUUUGCAGCCGGCAAAAUGUCGCCGACACCCAUUAAAGUCUAUGGGUUGUCGCGCUGCGAUCAUUUUUUUGACGCACAACACCAUACAAGUAUAUGGGCGUCAUUUUUGCGGCGAAAAAAUUCACCCAUCCCUAGUAAUUUUAAAAAUGUUUAUUUAAAUUUUUUUAUCACUUUUCCAUUUUUAAGCUUUUUAAUCACAUUCCUUUUUAUCUUAAUUUAAAGGAUUUAUCAUUUUUGACAUAUCCUUCUUGCAUUGUUGAUGCAAACCAGAUACUGGCAAUUAAUUUUUCAGUGAUUCCUUAAGUGUGUUUUGUGCAGAUAUAUCAGCAUCCCUUUCUUGGACAUUUUUAUCAUAUUUGUUUUUUGCUUAUAUAGAGCCAAAAAAAGCAGAGUAUUGUAAAUACUUAACAGGGUAUUAGAUGUUAACUUGUGUUAACAGAUUCUUGCUGAGGUUGCUUAUUUCAGUUCUCUGUAUGAUGAAAGGGACAUUUUUUAAAUUAACUGUAGUCUGGGUUAAAUCUGAUUCAGAUCUAUAAAUUAGUAUAGUAGUGCAUUUAACCCACACCUAAAUAUACUCUUAUUAGUUCAGUUGUUUCUAAACAGGGCAUCACAAAUACUGACUUGUUCAUUUAGGCUAAGGACACAUCAUCAGGAUAAUCUAUCUUUCUCAUCUGCAUUUUGUAUGCAGGUGGCGAAAAGUAGUUUCCACUAUUUUGUGUAGCGCCACAGGCAUGGCAAUGGCUAAUGUGCAGUUACUCUGAGCGGCUUUUGCUGCAACUAAUGCAUUUUCGUGCCAAAAUCUGCUCAGUUGAUCUGCACACGAGCCAAUGCCAUGCCUUUUAAAGGAGAACUAAAGCUAAUAGGCUAGAAAUGUUGUACAUUAUGUUUUGGGUUUGUGUACCAGCCCAAGGCAACCACAGUAAGCAGUAAUGAUCUGUGGCUCCAAAGAUGCCCCAGUAGCUCCCAUCUUCUUUUCUGCUGAUUCGCUGCACAUGCUCUGUGCUGCUGUCCCUGAGCUUAGGGACCCACUCAUAAUAUACAAUACACGUAGAAUAUAAAUAUCACAAUAUAAGGCUGAUUAGUAAUUAAUACAGAUAAGUACCACAUGGCAGCACAGAAACCAGUGCAUAUAGCUUUCUAAUUUAAUAAUCAGCCCUGUAGCAUCAGCUUAUAUGACAAGCCAACCUCAUUUUCUGCAAAGACCCCUAAGCUUAGCUUCUCAACAGCUGUUUAGAGCCCACUGAGCAUGUGAGUGUCACAGACACUUUCCAAGAUGGUGACCACCUGUGACAAGUCCUAGAUCAUUGCUGCUAUUGAGAAGCUGAAACUUUAGGCUGUUGUAAUAAGUAUAUAUGCUAUAUAUGCUAUUUUAAGCCAUAAUAUUUUUAGGUUUUAAUUCUCCUUUUAUUGAGCUACAGGAAGGAGUGGAUUGAAGCAGUUUUCUCUGGCUAUGUACAAAAUACAGCUGGAGAAAAACCAAUAAUCUGCAUUCUGUGCCCUUCGUCUAAUACUUUAGUGUUUUAUUUUUCAACCCUUUCCCAGAAGCGGCUCAGUUUGGCGCUUUCUGACUUAGUACAUGUUAAAGUU